Messenger RNA from Penaeus chinensis, 872 nucleotides. RefSeq names its product protein groucho. The record is from RefSeq and is a predicted model, not a curated record. Lineage: Eukaryota; Metazoa; Arthropoda; Malacostraca; Decapoda; Penaeidae. Gene Ontology annotation, molecular function: protein binding; transcription corepressor activity. Gene Ontology annotation, biological process: regulation of DNA-templated transcription; negative regulation of canonical Wnt signaling pathway. Gene Ontology annotation, cellular component: nucleus; transcription regulator complex.
CAACGUGACAGCUACAUCCGGUCGGUGAAGCUGUUGCCCGACGGCCGGACCCUCCUGGUCGGCGGCGAGGCGUCCACCCUCAGCAUCUGGGACCUGGCCACGCCCACGCCCCGGAUCAAGGCAGAGCUCACCUCCGCCGCCCCCGCGUGCUACGCCCUGGCCAUCAGCCCCGACUCGAAGGUGUGCUUCAGCUGCUGCAGCGACGGCAACAUCGCGGUGUGGGACCUGCACAACCAGACGCUGGUGCGGCAGUUCCAGGGCCACACGGACGGCGCCUCCUGCAUCGACAUCUCGCCCGACGGCACCAAGCUGUGGACGGGCGGCCUCGACAACACCGUGCGGUCGUGGGACCUCCGCGAGGGGCGCCAGCUGCAGCAGCACGACUUCACCAGCCAGAUCUUCUCGCUGGGCUUCUGCCCGACCGGCGACUGGCUGGCCGUGGGCAUGGAGAGCUCCAACGUGGAGGUGCUGCACGUGAACAAGCCCGACAAGUACCAGCUGCACCUGCACGAGUCCUGCGUGCUCUCCCUCAAGUUCGCCUCGGCCGGCAAGUGGUUCGUGUCCACGGGCAAGGACAACCUGCUCAACGCGUGGCGCACGCCCUACGGCGCAUCCAUCUUCCAGUCGAAGGAGUCCUCGUCGGUGCUGAGCUGCGACAUCUCGUCCGACGACAAGUACAUCGUGACGGGCUCGGGCGACAAGAAGGCCACCGUCUACGAGGUCAUCUACUAGACGCCGUGCACGCCGCCGCCGCCGCCCCGACGGCCGCAGCCCGGGGCGAGAGGCAUCUCCCUUUGCCCUGCUCAAGCGGGAGACAUGAGCUCCCCUCCCCCUCCCCCUCCGCUACCACGCCUAAGGAGAAUUCGGCCCCC